AUGGUCGGCUUCAGCCACCGUUAUGGUUCUGACCAUGGUGACGCCGCGACGCCUCCGUUCGCGAAUGAUGAAGAGGGCCUAGAGGAUCGGUCCGACGUUCCUGGUAGUGCUAGCAAGAGUACUCGAACCAAGACCACCAGAAGGAAUCUGAAGCGGGUUCCAGGCGCAAACAACAAGAUGAUCGUCGAGCGCAAGAUCAAGGUUGUCACGGAGCAACACAACAUCAACAAGCCCGCGGCCCAGGAGGGCUAUCCUAUGAAGGAGUGGACAGUCGAGCUCUACAUUCUCGACCAGGAUGGCAAGGAGAGACCCGCCAGGUGCUUCACCAAGGUGACCUACAACCUCCAUCCUUCGUUCGCGAACCCCAUUCAGACCUUCAACGACCCGCCUUUCAAAUGCACUAAUGAGGGUUGGGGUGAGUUCGAGAUGACCAUCGACAUGUACACCACCGAGAAGGGCGGCAAGAUCUCGAUCGCGCACGACCUAAACUUCCAGCAAUCCGAGUACGAGAACAUCCACACUGUCACCUUCCGCAACCCAUCCCAGGCGCUCCAGCAGCUCCUUAGGGAGACUGGCCCCUUGCCCUCGGACGAGGAGCGCAAGCAGAAGAAGGCGGUCGACGGCGGAUCCAAGAAGAAGAGGCCCUACGACAUCGAGCGCAUGGCGGAUGGCUUGACGAAGCUGGGUGAGGAUGACCUCCUCCAGGUUAUUCAGAUGAUCCACGACCAUAAGGAUGAUAAUACCUAUAUCCAGAACAACCUUGAUGCUGGCGAGUUCUCAGUGGAUCUCUACACUCUCCCUGAUAACCUCAUGAAGAUGCUGUGGGACUUCUUGAUUAAGGCCAACGUAGUCUCAUAG
Molecule: messenger RNA, 858 nt
Organism: Sordaria macrospora k-hell
Lineage: Eukaryota; Fungi; Ascomycota; Sordariomycetes; Sordariales; Sordariaceae
Biological process (GO): chromatin remodeling; regulation of transcription by RNA polymerase II
Cellular component (GO): Ino80 complex; transcription factor TFIID complex; transcription factor TFIIF complex
Molecular function (GO): histone binding
Source: RefSeq, a predicted model, not a curated record